Argiope bruennichi is the source of this 1020-nucleotide messenger RNA. Its product is annotated as protein stum homolog. NCBI's taxonomy places the organism in Eukaryota, Metazoa, Arthropoda, Arachnida, Araneae, Araneidae. The transcript is spliced from 3 exons. The record is from RefSeq and is a predicted model, not a curated record. Bases 86 to 745 code for a protein of 219 amino acids.
CGCACUUGCAGCAGUGAAGGAACACGGGACCACGCCAGCCAGAUCACCUGGCCCGCGGAAACGGAGGAAGGGGACCCGGAAAAGGAUGACUGCGGCCCGUCACCCCUCGGGUCGGGAUGAGUUUGGGGGCCCCUGCAGAGUCAACACUCUGCCGCCCCUCUACCCGCACUGCAUGCGACAUCAGCAGCACAGGUGCCUUUACAGCAAUCCUCCGCCCCCUCGGCCAGCGAACCAACACUGCAGGCCCCACCUGCCGCAGGCCUGUAGCGAUGGUCACCUGGAAAGCCUACAAAGGAGGCCCUCUCAGAGGCACCUGAGGCCGGCGCCGACCCCGAAGGUCCAGCAGCCCCAAGACGGAUUACUCGUGCUGAAAGUGGUGAGCGCCGCUUGUGCCGAACCCGACAAAAAGGCCAACUAUGAAAUCGUAAGUGUGAACGUACGGCAUGGCCGGUUCAGGAAGGCUGUGCCUUGUAUGCCUUUAGCCCUAUCCAUUCUGCUCUGCAUUAUCAACAUGCUGGCCCCAGGAGUAGGAACUUUCUUAGCUGGACUAACAGUGCUGUGUGGUUGUCCUACGGAAUACGAAGAUAGGUGUACAGCGUUUUUAUACAAUGUCCUCGCUUCAUUCCUGCAAUUGCUCACUGCACUCAUUGUUGUUGGCUGGGUGUGGAGCAUCAUGUGGGGAAUAACUUUUGUUGGAAUCAGCAUUUCGAAAAAAGAACAUGAUAUAGUGGCAGCCAGUUUAUGAUCCACUUCAGUUCUGGAGCAGGAUUACGUAGCCUUGGAUAUUGGAUAAGAUGAGGCUUGAGCUAUGUGCACAGUCCAUUGUUUGCGUAACACGUUUGGCUCCACUAUUGUUAUAAACAAUCAGAGACAGUUUCUUCCUUGAAAGCUGCUUGAACUUUAAACUAGGUUCAGGGAUGACGGAAACAGAGCAGAGCAGGCAAAAUUUCUACUAUCGAGAGAGAUCUGUGAUAUAAGUAAAUGGACUUACCGAUUGCUUUUGUUGGAAGUUAUAAUUAU